Messenger RNA from Pseudophryne corroboree (corroboree frog), 1848 nucleotides. Its product is annotated as odorant receptor 131-2-like. Gene Ontology annotation, cellular component: membrane. The coding region runs from base 797 to 1711 and encodes 304 amino acids. The transcript is spliced from 2 exons. Lineage: Eukaryota; Metazoa; Chordata; Amphibia; Anura; Myobatrachidae. The record is from RefSeq and is a predicted model, not a curated record. Gene Ontology annotation, molecular function: G protein-coupled receptor activity; olfactory receptor activity; odorant binding. Gene Ontology annotation, biological process: G protein-coupled receptor signaling pathway; detection of chemical stimulus involved in sensory perception of smell.
UGUUUCCUGCAAUGUUUCUGGUCUUGUUUAAUGGUUCUUGUCUUUUGCUCCUGAGCACUCCUGCAUUCUGUGCCUGCCAAGCUAAGGAACGUCUGCCAAUCUCCUGGUUACCAUCCUUUGUUUCUUUAUUCAGUAAUCUGAGACUUGUAUUUGCUCUGCUACUGUGAACACUCUGAAAUCUGAAAUAGUCUGCAAUAAUCUCAAUUUGAGCAUAGUCUGGAUUCUCAGUGUUUCUGCAUUACCAAGAUAGACUGCAAAGUUAUCUGCAUUUCUAAGUGUUUCUGCGUUCCCCUGUCACUGUACCCUCCUUCAGAAAACAUCCUUUGAAUAUAUUACUACAUUCUGUGAUUUCAUGCUGGACAGGAGUUCAUAGCAAAAUUUAGUGAAAGUGGUGAUUAUGUUGCAGUCAGGGGCGGAUUAAAGGAGGGGCUAUAGGGGCGAUUUUCCCUGGGACCCCCCACACAUUGUCCCACCAAAUCGUCUGUCUAGGAGCUACAGUGCAGUGGUGCACAGAAAGUCUCACAGAAAGCCAAAUACCACAAGACACUCACUGCCACAGAGCCACCCGCAGGCCACGAGAAAGCUCAGGUGCAGUGGCUUGGAUUGUCCAGGCGGGUUCCCUGGACCCUUAUUCACUGGAGCCUGCUGUUAUGCCAGUGACCUCCCUCAGUAGCGCUGAGCGGUGCCAGACUGUCCAUCACUUGAAGACAGAGAGGACGCCUCUGCAAAGUCAUCAGAAGCCGACCAAGACUCACUGGUAAAAGUCCUAAACACAACAAAUUUCGAUCGGUCAACAAUGAAUUCAUCGGUUAUCUACAGCGAUUUCACGUCUAACUCCAACAACAGAGCAGCGGAGUUUCUGAGAAUAAUCUUUGAGAUAUUGACCGUGAUGUUCUUCCUCCUCUUCCUCUACUUCCUGUCGCUCAUGCUCCAUGUCUUCUUCACCACCGCUCAUGUCCGUGACAACGCCCGAUACAUCCUGUUUAUACACAUGCUAAUUAAUGACACGUUAUAUCUUGCUGCCGGACUUACUCUUUUUAUGUUAUCGAUGUUCUUGGUAUACAUCCCUGUGCCCGUUUGCUAUGUCAUAGUCACUCUGGCAUCAGUGACAUUUAGGAUUACACCCUACAAUUUGCUGGCCAUGGCCGUGGAACGUUACGUAGCCAUUUGUUUCCCUCUGAGACAUGUGACACUUUGUACGUCACAGAGAACUAAUUAUAUCAUUACCUCCAUAUGGGUAAUUGGUCUAAUACCAAAUAUAGCCGAUUUCAUUGUCCUGAGAUCCUCAGUGGAAAAUAGUUUUUUUUCUCAGAAAGUUAUAUGUUUGCAGGCUACAGUAACACUAAAAAGUGUUCAAAUUUCCAUAUCAAGUAACAUCCUCAUCAUUAGCCUAAUUCUGGUCGGAUUAAUCAUUGUCUUCACGUAUAUUAGAGUGAUGCUCAUCGCGAGGAGAAUGAACUCAGGAAGUUCUGCCUCCAAAGCUGGUAAAACCAUAAUGCUCCACGCGUUUCACUUUCUGCUGUGUAUAGUAUCCUUACUUUCCCCAAUUACAGACUCUUAUCUCAGAAGAUAUAGUAACGUCUUACCCAUUGUCGACUUUCUCUUUCUUUCAUGUCUACCCAGAUGCCUGAGUCCUUUAAUUUAUGGAAUACGAGACAAUGUGUUUCGUAAAAGAAUAAAACAGUUCUGCUUGACAAACCUUAAGGAUUGAUUGUUCAAUGACAUUGGGUUGAUGUCUAUCGAAAUGUGUUUCUAAAAUGAACAUGAUACAAAAAUCCAUUCACUUGUUGUAAGUAGAUAUCUUCUGUGUAGUUGUCUACAAAUAUUCCUGAAAGUGGAGUUAAUAAA